GGCUGCAUACACUUUAUCCCCGAGACUCCACUUCGUGGGCAAACACUGGGUAAUGUUGUUGUUGUUGUUGUUGCGGAAGGGCAAAAAGUGCCCUAUUCAAUAAAUUCAGAGCCCCUCAAUGCAAUUUCAAUCUUCUCAAAACGACAUCGUUUUAAACUUUCUGAAUCUCCUUCAACCUCAAUAAUCUUCUGUACAUCAUCAGAUUCAAUCUCUCUGUGUGUAUCUACAAUGGAUCCAAAAUCAUGUUACCGAUUUACCUUCCUAUUACUCAUCUCUCUCUUCCUCCAAUCUACUGUUGUUAGUGGAAAGUCCUCGGUGUUUUUCAUUGAUAACCCAUCUCACCGUUACUUCCGUUCACCUUCUUCUAAGAUAAGUUCCUUGUCUCUUUCUGAAGUUGGUGCUACUGUAUCAGUCUUGCUUGGUUUUGCACCUCCUGCUACACUUUCCGCCGCUAGUUCAUCGAAGUUGAAUGAGGUACUCAUACCAAAUCCAUUUGAUAGGCCGGGUUCUGUCCUCAUCGUAGAAGUUACAGGAGCUGAAGGUGUUUCUAUUGAGGCCCUUAGAAGCGAUGUAAUGAACAAAAAUAGAGCUGACAUUCAACUUCCAGAUGCAAAUGAAGUUUCUCUUUUUUCAUUGGAUGAACCAAAGACAGAUGCUGAAUAUUCAGACAAAGAACUAAGUGACUUUGCAUCAUGGUUCAGUGGUUCAUAUGUGAAUGGAGAGCUGACAAUUCCCUUGGAGAAUGCCGCAGAUUUGAAAUUUCAAUUGUCAAAGGAAGCAGAUAGGGAGUUUGUAACAAGUCUUGUUUCACUCACCCAUAAGAUUCAAAGAGCAAUGGAGAUGCACCACGAUUUGUCUGGAGCUGUGCGCCGUCCAUCUGAGCUAAUUUCUGGAAAAUUUGAUGGCCUUAAGGCUCUCAAAGAGCAUUAUGGAGCAGAAGGUGUUGCCAAAGGAACCAAAUUGUUCAGUAUUGUGAUGUCGAAGAUGUUUGAUUCCUUAACUGAAGCGUACAAAGGUCAAAUUGUUGGAGUCAUUGUUUGUAAUGAAAGACCUUCAGUAGCAGAAUCAUUAUUCAAUGUCAUUUUCACUUCUCAACCAUCUGCCCGCUGGCUGGAGGAAACAAAAGAUUCAUCCAAUUCAACUGCUAUUGAAGAAAUUGUACUGGUUAGACGAACUGUUGCAUGGAUUACAGGAAUCUUGCUUAUAAUUGCCACUCUAUUAGGAAUCUACUUCCUCCUCAACAUGCCACUCACAAGGGACACCCUUCUCUAUUCUAAUGUGAAGCUCGACUAGAAUUCUGCAGCUGCAUUAAACAUCGGGACAUCAAUGGUGCAAUCUGCCCAUGAUACUGUACAAUUGUGAUUCUCUCCGGUUGCCUAUUUAAACUAAAUCGCCAUUAUCAUCAACUUAUAGCUGUUAAUAAACCUGGUUUUGCCUACGGGGGUUUUCCCGACUAGCUGUCUGUAGCAAUAUAUAUGGGGAAGUAUUCAUGGAAGCAAAUGGAGUAGGGGCUGUUGUAGUGAAAAGAGGUUGAGGAAACAGAUUGUGUUUUUGAUUAUUGUGUAAUUCAUUUAGAUUCUGGUGUUUGUAUUCCAAAACUAAAGUCUGCUUCAAUAUUUUUGACGAUGAAUAAAAUUUCAAAUUUGGA
Molecule: messenger RNA, 1648 nt
Organism: Capsicum annuum
Lineage: Eukaryota; Viridiplantae; Streptophyta; Magnoliopsida; Solanales; Solanaceae
Exons: 11
Coding region: 229-1293 (354 amino acids)
Cellular component (GO): endomembrane system
Source: RefSeq, a predicted model, not a curated record